AUGUUGAUCCCUCAAAGCCGGCCGCGUCUGUGCAAACAGCAUGGGUUCUACAUUCCGAAGCUUUUACGUCGUCUCAAUGACUUUGAGAUGGCCAAGCUUCAAGGACUGCCUUCGGCUGUGACAAAUGCCCUGAUGGCUGCGGCCCAGGAUUUGCCAGCAGGCUCCUUUGGAGCAGCCGUCGGUGAUGCUAUGAGCAUCAAUGUGUUGCAGACCAUGCUGAGGCACCUCUGCGAUGCUGCAGGCCAUGCCAGCCAUGCCAGCGCCUGGGAUGAUGCCACAGGAUUAAGAAGGGGGCAUGGGGCGGAGGAGCUGGAAAAAGCCGGUGCACCUGCCGCAGCGCCUGCGGCGGCUGCAAGCGAGGCGCCUGCCGCAGAAGAUGAAGCGCCGAAGGAAGAGGUUAAGAAAGAAGAGAAGAAGAAAGAAGUCGUCUCGGUGAAGCUAGUGAGUUUCGAGGCCGCGAAAAAGAUCAAUGUCGUCAAAGAGGUACGAGCUAUUACUCAAAUUGGAUUGAAGGAAGCCAAGGAGCUGGUUGAAAGCGCACCCAAAGUGGUGAAGAAAGGGGUUCCCUUUGCAGACGCUGAGGCCAUGCGCGACAAGCUGACGGCCGCAGGGGCUGAGGACUAA
Cladocopium goreaui is the source of this 624-nucleotide messenger RNA. Lineage: Eukaryota; Dinophyceae; Suessiales; Symbiodiniaceae. The record is from the annotation of a GenBank genome assembly.